Molecule: messenger RNA, 2085 nt
Organism: Diaporthe batatas
Lineage: Eukaryota; Fungi; Ascomycota; Sordariomycetes; Diaporthales; Diaporthaceae
Product: ubiquinol--cytochrome-c reductase catalytic subunit RIP1
Exons: 4
Coding region: 4-864 (286 amino acids)
Biological process (GO): mitochondrial electron transport, ubiquinol to cytochrome c
Cellular component (GO): membrane
Molecular function (GO): quinol-cytochrome-c reductase activity; 2 iron, 2 sulfur cluster binding
Source: RefSeq, a predicted model, not a curated record
CAGAUGCAGACCGAUUCCAAUUGGCAAGGCCUGUUUUCUCAGGCACUCGAAUUUCUUAGCUGUCGCCCGGGGUCUUCCAAGCUUUCGCGAAAAGAGCUCAUCGUCGUCGACGUCAAUCCACAGCCCAACCACCCCCACACCACCCUUUUCCUCACGGUUAUCGUCGUCGCCAUGGCCUCGCUCACGACCGCCGCCCGCGCCCUCGCGCGCUCCUCCGCAGCCGCACCACGAACCGCCGUCCGAUGCAUGUCCGCGACCGCCGUCCGCCCGUCCGACAGCACCUACGAGAGCCCGUUCCGCGGCUCGCAGUCCACCACCAAGGUCCCCGACUUCAGCCACUACGCCGCCAAGAAUGGCUCCAACAAGAACCUCAUGUACCAAUACUUCAUGGUCGGCGCCCUGGGCACGAUCACCGCCGCCGGAGCCAAGUCCACGGUCCAAGAAUUCCUGAAGAACAUGUCCGCAUCUGCCGACGUCCUGGCCAUGGCCAAGGUCGAGGUUGACCUUGCAUCAAUCCCAGAGGGCAAGAACGUCAUCAUCAAGUGGCGAGGCAAGCCCGUCUUCAUCCGACACCGUACCGAGGCCGAGAUUGCGGAGGCAAACAAGGUCAACGUCGCGUCCCUACGUGACCCUCAGCAGGACGACGACCGUGUGAAGAAGCCCGAGUGGCUGGUCAUGCUGGGUGUCUGCACACAUCUGGGUUGUGUGCCAAUCGGCGAGGCCGGUGACUUCGGUGGUUGGUUCUGCCCUUGCCACGGUUCCCACUACGACAUCUCCGGACGUAUACGCAAGGGCCCUGCCCCCCUCAACCUCGAGAUUCCCGAAUACGACUUCCCCGAGGAGGACAAGCUGGUCAUCGGUUAAAAGGGCUCGGCAAGAGCGGGUGUAUGAGUACGGACGAGACGGUCGGUGACGGCCGCCUCCGCCGCCCCUCGAGACCAAACGGGCGGAGGCGACGUUGUCACUCUCUUAUAGACGGCAACAGACAGCAAAGGAGACCGCGAGGGGGAGAGAUACAUCGGGGCGGGCAUUUUCUAGACUGGCUCGCUGCAAUGCCAUUGUACAAAAGCAUUCGAGCAGAGAAAAUCCACACAAGACCUUUUCUAUGUUAGCCGCCGCCGCCGCCCGGCAACCGAUCGUCUGUGAUAUCACGUUCUUUCGAACAAACCAUGACCGGAUCAGCUUGAUCCCACUGAUGCAUGACGGCAGGACGGGUGCCCGAUGUUGAUGAUAAGACUUCGCGAGGCUAUAUGGAGUCGAACAAAAUUCGGACCAGCUAACAAUCUAGGGUUCAGAGUUCCUGUGGGUGGCUCUUGGUAGGGUCCGUUUCAGAAUGUGCCGGUGACAGUUUUCUCCCGCGGGCGGCUACUCCUUUAAGGAAGAUCCCGACCCAAGCUUUACUACUGUGUAGUAUCGGCCGCAAUCGACCUCGCCUCAGGGUUGGCCAAGCAGAUUCACCAGCGCUGGCGCCCUAGGCAAGAUCGUCGACCCGGCACGUCAAGCGGACGCCACCACGCUUCUCCAGCAAGGAGUCCAGCCAGCCGGGUGGGGUCGUGGCCGCCUCUGGCAGCCGUUUGAGCGGCGGUUCCGACAUUCAUGCAGCGGGACGGCGGCGGGUUUCUGAGGCAUGUCAUCUUGCAUGACAGGACUGUCCACGAAUGAUAUUCUCGCCAUGUGGGAAUAGAGUUGGUUCUGACAGGUUCGGCAGGCAGGGCCAGGAUGACAGAUGCUGCCGCAACUCUGUCAUCCUCCCGGGGCGCUGGGUGUGGCUUGAUUUGCAAUCCAUUUAUGCUCCUGGUGGGUGUUUGGCCAGCAGUGCUCCGAACCGGACUCUGGGCUUUGGUGACCGAUUCGUGUCAGGGAAGGGAGACUAGUGAACUACUAACGAACUGAAAAAAAGAACUACGAACUGCCAUUGCCAAGACAACGUCGCUAUCGGGCGUUUGACCCAGCGCGCCUUACAGGGUGUCCGGGACGCCCAGGCUGCGCUCUACAGAUGUAUUUUGAGUGGUGGCUGAGGAUAAAAGUUGUCUAUAUUCACGUAUGAAGGGGACAAGUCGAAACGAUCACUAGAGUGAGUUGACG